Molecule: messenger RNA, 441 nt
Organism: Lasiosphaeria miniovina
Lineage: Eukaryota; Fungi; Ascomycota; Sordariomycetes; Sordariales; Lasiosphaeriaceae
Exons: 4
Coding region: 1-441 (146 amino acids)
Source: RefSeq, a predicted model, not a curated record
AUGUGGUCUCAGAAGCAAUUCACGCUGCCGUCUCGGUCCCGUGGCUCGUACCUCAUCACCGACAUUGUUCUCAACGAGCUCCCCGAGAUCAAGACGUACAAGGUCGGCCUGCUGAACCUGUUUGUCCAGCACACGAGCUGUGCGCUGAGCCUUAAUGAGAAUUGGGACGAGGAUGUUAGAGCCGACAUGAGUGACACGCUUGACCGCAUUGUGCCCGAGGCCGGUCCGAAAGGGGAGCCGCUUUACCGGCACGACGCUGAAGGCCCCGAUGAUCUGCCGGCCCACGUAAAAUCCGCCCUGAUUGGGGCGAGUGUCACGAUUCCCAUCAAAGACGGCAAGCUGUGUACUGGUACAUGGCAGGGAAUUUGGUACCUGGAAUUCAGGGCUGCCAGGCACUCCCGUCGGGUUGUCGCCACAAUACAAGGCGAGCAGGCAUCGUAG